UCUAUUAAGAAAGUUUUCUAGUAAAUUUUAAACUUUUUUUUAUCUGCGUAAGUGGAGAAGUUUGGAUGUUGUAGGGCACUUCCGCCACAUGUAUCUUGUUUAGUAGGUUGGGGGAAUUUGACAAAAAGUUUAAAGACACUCAAAGCUGUUACUUUUAGUUUUAACAACUGCAUAUGAAUCCAGAUGAUAGCACUACUUAUGUCUCUUUUAAGGAGACAUUAUUUUUUAACAGGAAUAGUAUUUGUUAUAUUUUUUGCUCACCUGUUCCCUCAUAUUGGAGCUAAAGGAGGGUUACUAAAGCCAGAAAUAACAGUAAAAUAUGUGGCUGUUUUCAUAAUAUUUUUUAACAGUGGGAUUUCUAUCAAAACAGAGGAUCUAACUAAAGCUGUAUUACAGAUAAGAAUUCACCUGUUUAUUCAAUGUUUUACAUUUAUUGUCUUCCCCUGCAUCAUGGUAGUGUUAGUGAACAUGUUGUCUUUGUCAUCAUUUGAUGGGCUCCUCUUACAAGGCUUGAAAGUUUUAGGAUGUAUGCCUCCUCCAGUUUCAUCAGCUGUUAUCCUUACAAAAGCCAUAGGUGGCAAUGAGCCAGCAGCCAUAUUUAACUCUGCACUUGGGAGCUUUUUGGGUAUAUUUGCUACACCAGCCUUGAUUUUAAAUGUUAUUGGUAACCUUGUGGAUGUACCUGUGUACAAUAUAGCAACACAACUUUCUCUCACAGUUUUGUUUCCUCUAGUACUUGGCCAGAUCUUAAGAAAACAUGCAAAGCUUUGGUUAGACAGAAAACAUAUACCAUUCAGUUGUAUUGGCAGCUGCAUUCUGUUGCUGAUUAUUUAUACUACAUUCUGUGAUACAUUUUCCAAUGCAAAUAUUGGUAUAGAUUUUAUCAGUUUGAUGUCAGUUAUAUUUUUAAUUGUAAUAAUCCAGUGUAUACUUUUGUUUAGUAUAUUUAUGACAAUAACUCAGGUGUUUAAAUUGUUUACACCUCCUGAUGCAGUGGCCGUUCUCUUCUGCUGUACUCACAAGUCCCUAACAUUAGGAAUUCCAAUUGUGAAAAUUUUAUUCAGCAAUCAUCCAGGUCUGUCUGUGAUAUCAGUUCCACUGUUAAUUUAUCAUCCAACACAGAUAUUACUUGGUGGACUACUAGUCCCAACCAUCAGAGGCUGGUUAUUAUUCAAUCAAAAAUACAGGACUCAGUUAUCUAAGGUGUGAUGAUGGUAAUCCAUAAAACAGAUAAUCAACAGUUCAUCAUUAGUACCUCAACUGAUUUUUAUAGUAUUAUUUAUUUGAGACAUGACAAUUUGAUAAUGUAUUAAAUAUGAUUUAUUUUAA
Molecule: messenger RNA, 1329 nt
Organism: Mytilus trossulus (common blue mussel)
Lineage: Eukaryota; Metazoa; Mollusca; Bivalvia; Mytilida; Mytilidae
Product: sodium/bile acid cotransporter 7-like
Exons: 11
Coding region: 184-1209 (341 amino acids)
Cellular component (GO): plasma membrane
Source: RefSeq, a predicted model, not a curated record